ACAGGCCGGCUGCAGACCGACGCCCGUGAUUUGUGUGGGAAAAACGUGCUGCUAGGAAACAACGGGAAAGCGCGGGAGACGAGCGAGUUAGUCUGGGGAAAUCUCAGUCUGGAGUUGAGAACGUGCAAAUGAGACGUGAUCAAAUCAGUCACGGUGCAUUAUAAUUAAAUGGCGAUCAGACGCUAUCGUGGCUCCUUCUCAUAGUAGUGCCGUGUCUGUCACGAGCCUGACGUUCUUCUGCUCGCCAGGCAGAAACCCGCCGCCGGAUCUGCUCGGGCCAAGAUGAAGGUGAAAGGCGAGUCUUCCCUGAGGCGUAUUGGAUGACGUGUUUCUGAAGAGCAGGUGGAAACACAACAAAUGUGGUCAUCUCAUCAUCAGAGACAAAGGCCCAGCUCACAGAGUGUAUUGACGUGUCUUGUACCCAUGUCGGCGUCAAUACGCCUGCAAGAUACAGGAACACUACUGACACCCGCCAGAGCGCCUGUGGGAUCACUUUGCCUCAGCGUGGAUUUACUCGAGGACUCCUGCUUCACUUCACAGACUUGCUCUGCAACCGCUGGCUUAGAAGACGCCCCACAAAGCUGCAGCAGCCAUGGCAUCGGACCAGGAGAGCUGCUACCUCUGUAAGGAGUACCUCAGGGACCCGGUCACUAUUCCAUGCGGCCACAUCUUCUGCUCCAUCUGCCUGAAGACGUACUGGGACCAUGCUGACCACGCUGGCUCCUAUGUCUGCCCUCACUGUAGGGUCACUUACAAUAAGCGGCCCACCCCGCGGCGACUGGGAGGCUCCCGGCACUCCAGCCUCCUGCGCACCUCGGAGUCCUUCCCGCCUCCUCCUCCGUCUCCCGACUACAACUACGCAGGGCCCCAGGACGUUGGCUGUGACAUCUGCGUUGGCAAGAAGCACAAGGCCGUCAAGUCCUGCCUGAUGUGCCUAGCCUCCUACUGCGAGAAGCACCUCAAGCCCCACUAUGAAUCAGCCACCUUCAAAAGGCACAAGCUGGUGGAUGAAAUCGGCCACCUGGACCGCCAGAUCUGCCCCCAGCAUCAGAAGGGUCUGGAGCUCUUCUGUCGGACGGAUCAGAUGUGCAUCUGUGUGCUGUGUACGGUGAAAGAGCACAAGGGUCACGACAUGGUGUCUGCUGAGCAGGAGAGGGCAGAGGAACAGCAACGGCUGGGUGCCACCCAGGCCGAGAUCCAGGAGAAAAUCCACGACCGGUUGAAACAGAUGGAGGAGCUGAAGCAAGCUGUAGACUCCCUCAAGAACUCGGCCCAGAGAGCCAUGCAAGAGUGCGAGAAGCUCUUCGGGGACAUGCUGCGCUCCAUCGAGAGGAUGCAGCAGGAGAUGUCCAAACUCAUCUCCACCAAUAAGAGGGCAGCGCUGAACAACGCCGAGGGCCACAUGGAGCGACUGAGCCACGAGAUCGCUGACCUGAAGAGGAGAGACAACGAGAUCACCCAGCUGUCUCGCACCGAGGACCAUAUCCACUUCAUCCAGAGCUACCACAUGCUGAUAGCCCAGACGGAGGCCGAGGAGCUUCCCACGGUCAGCGUCAACCCCUACUUCUCCUUCGGCCCCGUCACCAAGGCCGUGUCCGAGAUUAAGCAGCAGCUCAGCGAAUUCGGCAACGACGAACUGGUCAAAGUGGCCAAGACAGUCAACAAAAUGCCUUUCUGUCAACUGGACGAGGCAAAGAGGAGGCGGACAAUGAAAGGUGAUGAAGUCGCCAUGUACAAAUCUGUGCCAGCCAAAGAACCUCAGCACAGGGAGGAAUUCCUCAAAUACGCUUGCCCGCUCACAUUGGACCCAAACACGGCGUACAGGCAGCUCUACUUGUCCCGCGGCAACAGGAAAGCCACCCUGAAGCGAGACCCCCAGUCCUACGGUGAUAGCGCCUCCAGGUUUGACUGCCUGCCCCAGGUGCUGUGUAAAGAGCCCCUCUCCGGAGGCACCUACUACUGGGAGGUGGAGUGGAGCGGAGAGGGCGCCGCCGUUGGAGUCACCUACAAGGGCAUCAAGAGGACGGGGUAUGGCGACAGCUGCCGCAUCGGUUACAACCGCAAGUCCUGGAGCCUCUUCUGCUCCGACUCCAGCUAUUCGGCCCGCCACAGCAAAGACCAGCUGGAGAUCAAUGCACCCUACUCCUCCCGCAUAGGGGUCUUCCUAGACCACUCUGGGGGUACCCUGUCUUUCUACAGUGUAGGGGACAGCAUGUCUCUCAUCCACCGCUUCAAGGCUUCUUUCGGUGAGGCUGUCUACGCAGGCUUCUGGGUGUGGUACGAGUCGGCCAUCACCAUCAGCCAGCUUUGAGAGCAUCACAGCCACCCAUUGGUCAUUGUGCGUUGGUGAUUCAAUUUUCAUAUAGGUUUACAAAUCAGAUUUUUUUUUACAGAUUUAUGUGUCAGCAAAGUGUUUCCAUGAAACUGUAUCGGGAAGGUAUAUUUUGGAUUUUAGAUUUUCUGCAAGAGGUCAAAUAAUGUUGGCCGUAAUGAUUGUUUUGAUUCUUUAAUAUGACCACCGGCAGGGCAUAGCAGUGGAUGUUAUUCGCACCGCUGCGUUUUAUAUCGGUGAUUCGCACUUGUACAUUUACCAAUUAAAGAUUUUGCAACU
Molecule: messenger RNA, 2611 nt
Organism: Lampris incognitus (smalleye Pacific opah)
Lineage: Eukaryota; Metazoa; Chordata; Actinopteri; Lampriformes; Lampridae
Gene: ftr83
Product: finTRIM family, member 83
Exons: 8
Coding region: 593-2311 (572 amino acids)
Molecular function (GO): protein binding; zinc ion binding
Source: RefSeq, a predicted model, not a curated record